AUGGCGGUGACAAAAUGGAUGACUCUGAUCCGACAAUGUCUUUUGAACCGGCGUUCUGUGAAGGAAUUCGCUCAAAUACUGCAAAGACACCAAGGCGAUAUCAAUGGAACCCAGGUGGUCACUGCCUUGGUCAAUUGUCGAGAGUCCUUUUGUGCCAAAGGCGAUCCCUUGAUAUCCCUCUACCUCGAACAUGUUGGUACUACCGGUCUUGCCAAGAUAUCCGAGUCCCUUGUGGCUCUCAUUCAUCAGUGGAACCAAUCGAAGAAUCCCAAGACUACUGAUAUGUUGGACUGUUGCACACAAACUUUGCAGGACAUGACCAUGAUUAUUGUGUCUCCCAAAUUCAAAAUGGAUAUGUCUGAAGCACAGAUAUGCUUGAAUCUCUCAUCUAAGUGGCUGAUAGCAUUGUCACAGCACUUGUCAAGCUCCGUGGAGGAGACCCCAACCCAAGAACUCAACUACGUCCUGGAAGCUCUUGCGUUUCUACUGGCUUCACUAGCCGCGACUGAAGCUGGUCUGGCGGCUCUGUCACAACAUGAACUGCCCAAAGAUGCCACUUCUAACGUACAGAGUUCUGUUCAACGAGCCAUAGGACAAUGUUUGACCCUUUAUCCGAACAUGUCACCUCAACUUGUUGAGCGACUGAAUGCAGUUGUGAAGCAUAUUAACAUGAUUGGUGACGGUUCCAUCCAACCGGACGAGUCGAUGCAGGCAUCUGAAAUGCAAGCCCUGCAGUUUCAGGUCUCUAUUCCCCAAAGUCAGAUUGUGGCCUCACGAGCGGCUACGAUAUGCUACCUUGACACUCUGCUUUCUACAGGUGCGACCAUCGACGACAGUGUUAUGCUUAACUUUCUAUCUUCAAGACACCAGAGCGAACACCAAUCUAUGUUUAUUGAUUUGUUUAUAGCGGCAUUUGAUUCAUUACGAGUCCAUGUAUCCUCCAAAGACUCUAGCAUGCGCGUGGAACAGUGCCAGAUUUUCAUUCAGAGUAAGCUGCCAGUACUACUCUCAAUGAUAUCGGCUUCCUCAUUCAACAGCUUUAAUACCGAUGAAGCUAUUACCGAUGCUUGGCACCAGGUAUCUCCAUUUUUGAUCAGCCAGGAUGUCCUGACAAUAGGUUACAAAUGCCUGCACACCUGUUCGCUCCAUCAUUUAUUGUCACCGCAGAUUAUACACCAGCUUAUUGGCAGUGAAGACGUUACGGCGAGCUUCAGCAAAGGUUUGUAUUCAAAGGAUGAUCUUGUGACGCAAGUUAUUUCAAACCAUUCCAGAGGUCCUAAGUUGAUCGAGGAACUUGUUCGGAGUGAUGGAAGCGCUGGGUCGCUCAGCCAAGCAAUCGUCGAGGUCAUACAACACUAUUGCCAGUCCAAGGAGACACAGUAUUUGAAAGACCUUGCAAAUGCAAUUCUGCGGAAACCAUCCGCCAUAAACUGUAUUUCCUUGUUCAUCCGUCCAGCUUACUGGCUUGGCCCACUCUGUACUCUGAUUGAUGACUGGCGAUGGGACGAAAUCCAUGGUGAGGCUCAGCCAAUCUACGAUGAAUUUGGAGCCGUGUUCCUGUUGAUACUAGUCAGCAGAGCGCGACUAGGACUGCGCAAAUCGGACAUCGGCAUUCGGAGAAAGGAUGGGUUUCUAGCCGACUAUCUUGAGCGAGAAAACAGUGAAUAUACUCUGUCUGAGUUGUCGAAGGACAGAGAAUCGAAAUUGAGCGAAUGGGUCAACGCUCUUUAUCUCGCUGAUGGUUUAAGUGACGAACUGUUCGCCAAUUGCAGUCCACAUGACUAUUACCUACUGAUACCCACGUUACUGAGGCAGUCGGUCACAGCACACCAAUAUGGAAAACUGUCUUCUGAAUCGCUGAACGCUGGCCUUGAUUACCUCCUAGAGUCAUUUCUACUACCGUCACUGAUCUCGGCAUUAAAUUGGGUUGGCCGAUAUUUGAACAAUAAUCUAGCUCUCGCAGGCGUUGUUCUGAAAGUGCUGACUAAGUCACCCAGCAGCGCAGAUUCGCAGGACAUACAUCGCACGAUACUGGCCACGGCUGCGCCCACCUUGCGAAGACGACUGGAAGCUGCCCAAUCGCAAGACCCAAACAUUCAGUCAGCAAUCUCGAUUUUCAGUGCAUAUCAGGAAUUCUCAUUUGUGCCGGAAAGAGAGUCUUUGGACGGUACGAUUGAUAUUCUCGGUUCACUCCAGAGCAGUAUCACAUGUCUCCUCACACCCGUGACCUCGCUGGACCUUGAAAAUCAAUCGUUAUCGCGAUACUCUCCAUCACUGAUGCGAUUGGCCCUCAGAUGUCACGGUGCAGAUGCGACAUUACGGUCACUCAUCGAAGUCCUGCUCCAACUCAGUAAUAGCCACAACUUCCUAUUCGCACUGGAUUUGAUCUCUACAAUCAUUUGCAUUGCCGAACCAAAGCUUCGCGAUGUAUUACGCAUUCGGUACAACAUGUUGAGCACGGUUCUACGCAAAGGCGAUGCACUUUCGGCAGAAGCAGUUGUUCGGCUUUACCGACAAGUGGAGACUUACACCACCAUCUUGACUGCCCAGGACAUGAAUCUAGACCAGUUUGCGUUCGCGCAUCAGCUGAGCAACAUCGAUACGGCGAACGCGAACCUCGAUGCUGUCGUAUCAGGGCAGGGCGAUGGCUUGGACUUGCAAGCUGAGCAGGGCCACGAGGCAGACGGAAUCGACCAGGUUUUGGGGGAAGCUGCCGCCCUGGGAAAUCUCGACGAUGGUAUGGGAGGCAAUGAUGUUGACUUGAGUUUUGAUGCGCUCUACGGGCCACAGAGUACAGAUAUGAACUUGGAGGAUCUCAAUGACCUGGACCUCGAUAUGUUCUAG
Exophiala aquamarina CBS 119918 is the source of this 2844-nucleotide messenger RNA. RefSeq lists its product as uncharacterized. NCBI's taxonomy places the organism in Eukaryota, Fungi, Ascomycota, Eurotiomycetes, Chaetothyriales, Herpotrichiellaceae. Bases 1 to 2844 code for a protein of 947 amino acids. Gene Ontology annotation, biological process: regulation of transcription by RNA polymerase II. The transcript is spliced from 6 exons. The record is from RefSeq and is a predicted model, not a curated record. Gene Ontology annotation, cellular component: mediator complex. Gene Ontology annotation, molecular function: transcription coregulator activity.